Molecule: messenger RNA, 2231 nt
Organism: Polyodon spathula (Mississippi paddlefish)
Lineage: Eukaryota; Metazoa; Chordata; Actinopteri; Acipenseriformes; Polyodontidae
Product: periphilin-1-like
Exons: 10
Coding region: 183-1217 (344 amino acids)
Biological process (GO): protein localization to heterochromatin; negative regulation of DNA-templated transcription; negative regulation of gene expression, epigenetic
Cellular component (GO): nucleoplasm
Source: RefSeq, a predicted model, not a curated record
GUAGGACCAAAGCAAGUAACCAACGUGAUAAAUCUGGCUGUCCGAGGUGUGUUUUUAAUCAGAGGACAGGGAAUUGAUAUUCACAAGUUCUUCCAAAGAAACCACAACAGUAAGACGAAGUGCUGACACAUUUCUCAUGGAAAGAAGUUUUAUUGAAGACCGGUGUUUCUAGAUAUCUUAAAAUGGCUUACAGAAGAGACCAGCGUGAAACGUGGAAUGAUCCCCAGUAUUUCAAUGAGAGAAACCAACAGCGCUUCCCACAAGCAAGAGAGGGGUCGUAUCAACGGAUAGUAAAUGUCGUCCCACGGAAUCCUGUGUUUGAUAGACCAGAAGAAAAUUACAGAGAAUUCAUGUAUGAGGAGAAUUCCAGAAACUUUCCAGGUGGUAACUAUGGAAAUGAUCAGAGGAAUGGCCCCCCACAGAGAUGGGACGAACAGGGUCGAUGGCAGAAGGAAGAGUGUCGUGGAGGAAGACAAGCAGUGUUCAGGGAAGACCGGGAACAGUUUAGAAGGAAAAGUUUUUUUCCACCUCACAUAAGAGACCGUUCACCUAUUAGAAAAGCUCCUACUUACUACAGAAAUUCCCCUGGAGGUCGACGGGGUUCUCCACAUAGUCGCUCUGGAUCUAGUGUUAGCAACAAGAGCUUCUCUCCAGACAAGAACAAGCCCAAUUCCUAUCAGGCUCUGCACAACAAGAGCAAAGAAAGGCCAUUAACCCAUUCCUUAAACACUUCAAGAGAUGCUUCUCCACUGAGUUCUACAUCUCUACCGACUUCAAAGAUAAGCUCGGAUAAAAGCAGCAGACCACCAGAGUGUCAGACUACAGAAGCCUUAAGUGAGCGGCCUGAUGACGUAUUGGAGAAAUCUAAUGAACAAGAUUUAUCUGACACUCGGAAGGAAUAUGAUGAAAAAAUAAUAUUUGAAGAUGAACCAGAGGAGCCACAUACAAGUAAAGACAGCAGAGUUCUUGAUGAUGAUUUUCUGGAUCGACGAUCUCAAGCAAUUGCUGAAAAAGCAAAAGAAAUUGAAGAGGUUUAUAGACAAGACUGUGAGACGUUUGGGAUGGUUGUGAAGAUGCUGGUUAAUAAAGAUCCAACUCUGGAGAAACAAGUGCAGUUAUCUUUGAGAGAGAACCUUCGUGAGAUUGGAGAACGGUGCAUUGAAGAAAUUAAGAAUUUUAUUUCAGAAUAUGAUAAUGCUACUGCCCAACCAGAAUGAAGAGACAAAUAUAUCUGAUAUGUUUAUAUAAUUUGACUCUUGCAUUACUAUUCGAACUAAUGUGUUACUCAAAGGAGAUCGAUUAACACAAUACUAUCAGGUAACAGACUUAAUUUAUCCAUCUGACAUUAAUUGUUUGAGGGGUUAAUGGCUCUACCUUUUUUUAAAGUUUGAAACCAGAAAUGUUAUUUAGAAACUGACUGCAGCAGGUUUGGCAGUAACAUUUUAAAACACAGUGAAUUCCUUGGCAAACUGCGUCUACGUUUUAUUAAACAUUGCAAUUUAGUAUAAGAGCCUGGAUAUAGUUUUAUUUAUAAAAUUGAAAACCACAGAGGGAAAGAGAAAGACAAGUUUCAUUAUAGUCUGAUUAAACCCCUUGCAUUACAUUCCUUACCCUGUGAUCUAUUUAUUUUGCUAAAGUAUAGUUUGUUACAUUUCUACAGUGUUAAGUAUAAAAUACUUUUUUUUUUUUUUUUUUUUUUUUUUUUUUUAAUCCUAGUUCUGCCAGAUAAAAUAAAUAAAUAACUGCAUAGUCUAUAUCUGGAGACCCAGGCAAUAGUUUGACUGUUCUAUUGUAAAAUCUUGUUGAAUGCAUAACAGUAUUGAGAUAUAUGAUUGUUAUAAAGAACAUCGGUCAGCAUAUAGUGUCUAUUUUGAAAACUCAUGUAUUAUGGAUUUAUUAUUGCUCGUUUCAAGAGAAGUAUUUACCUGCUCCCAGAUUUUUUUGUGACCAGAAGUUUGCUUAUUUCAUAUUUUCAUUUUUAUUUUUUUUUGUUUUACAAGAAAAAUGGAAAUAAAGUUUUAAACUGACAAUGAUAAUAAACAUUGUACAAAAGUUAUUUGGGUGCGUGUAAUUUGACUCAGGGUUGUACUAGUACAAUACAUGAACCUGGAAUAUUUACCUGAAGCAACAGGAAGUAUCAAACAGGUUGUUCAGAUUGGUAAACCUACUCGUAUUUCAAGUCUAAAACAAGCAAGCACAUUGUUUUUUGGAACUUUUAUUUACUAGAUUGU